CGCCCGGCCCCGAGCCGCGGCGCCCAUAGGGGCUGAGACGCGGCCCGGCCCCCCCCACCCCCCCGAGCCCCUCGCAGGAGCCCGCCCGCCCCUUCCCGUGCCCUGCCCGCCGCCCCGGGCCAUGCCCGGUUAGCGCCCACUGCCCGGCUGACGGCGGGGCCCGGCCGAGCCCCUUCCCCGCCGCGUCGCCCCCCCCCGGGCCGGGCCGUGCCGGGCCGCGCCCCCCCCGCCCCGCCGCGCCCGGGACGCCCCUCAUGGCCCGAGCGGCCCCGGCCGAGCUCUGAGGGCCCCGCGAGCCGUGCCCUGCCCUUGCCCUCCCCUCCCUAUGCCCCCCCCGGGGCCGCCCUGCCCCUGAGCCCCGGAGCGGCGGCCUUCUUCCUGGCGGCGGUGGCGGAGGCGCGGGAGCAGAACGAUGUUCUCGGCCCUGAAGAAGCUGGUGGGCUCGGACCAGGCUGCGGUCAGAGACAAGAACAUCCCCGCGGGGCUGCAGUCCAUGAACCAGGCUCUGCAGAGGAGGUUUGCCAAGGGAGUCCAGUAUAACAUGAAAAUUGUUAUCCGAGGGGACAGGAACACUGGGAAAACCACACUCUGGCACCGACUGCAGGGAAAGAAGUUUAUUGAGGAAUAUAUUCCAACUCAGGAGAUCCAAGUCACCAGCAUCCACUGGAAUUACAAAACCACUGAUGAUAUUGUUAAAGUUGAAGUAUGGGAUGUAGUUGACAAAGGAAAAUGCAAAAAACGAGGAGAUGGUUUGAAACUGGAAAAUGACCCCCAGGAGGCAGAGUCAGAAAUGGCUCUGGAUGCAGAGUUUCUGGAUGUUUAUAAAAACUGCAAUGGUGUAGUGAUGAUGUUUGACAUUACCAAACAGUGGACAUUUAAUUAUAUUCUGAGGGAGCUUCCUAAAGUGCCAACUCACGUUCCAGUUUGCGUGCUUGGGAAUUACAGAGACAUGGGGGAGCACCGCGUCAUUCUACCUGGUGAUGUGCGGGACUUCAUUGACAAUCUGAACAGGCCUCCUGGCUCCUCAUAUUUUCGCUAUGCUGAGUCUUCCAUGAAGAACAGCUUUGGACUCAAGUACCUGCACAAGUUCUUCAACAUUCCCUUCUUGCAGCUGCAGCGGGAGACAUUGCUACGGCAGCUGGAGACGAAUCAGCUGGAUAUUGAUGCAACUUUGGAGGAGCUGUCAGUGCAGCAAGAGACAGAAGAUCAAAACUACGAACUCUUCCUUGAAAUGAUGGAAGCCCGAAGUCGAGGACACACGUCACCACCAACAACUAAUGGGCAAAGCCCUUCCUCUGGUUCCCAGUCACCCAUAGUACCUCCAAGUUCCACAUCGACAGGCAGUUCCAGCCCUGGCACCCCACAGCCACCACAGCCUCUUUCCACAAGCUCUGCCAUCUCUCCUGAACCCCCCUCAUCUUUUUCACCAGUGCCUGCACCUGAGGCUCAGCAGCCGCAUACGCCUCUACCAGCUACCACCACUCCAGCACCUCCAGCUGCAGCCCCACCUCCGAAGCGCAGCAUCAUUUCACGUCUUUUUGGGACAUCUCCUGCGCCAGACCCCUCUCCUCCCCAGCCAGAUGCUGCUGCUACUCCUCCUUCCCGUCCUGAAGCCCCUACAAAAGUACAGAGUGUGGAGGACUUUGUUCCUGAUGACAGCCUGGAUCACAGCUUUCUAGAAGACCCAGUUCCACAGAAGGACAAAGGGAAACUACAGACUAAACACUGUAUUGAUAGUGAAAGUGAUGGAGAGGCACCUGGGGGGAACCCUAUGGUCGCAGGUUUCCAAGAUGAUCUAGACCUGGAUGACAAAAUCCCCAGCAGACCCGUGCUGGCAACAGAGCGAGUGCCCAGCAAGAAUAUCACCCUGUCCAGUGAGGAGGAGGAAGAGGUUAAGGACUCUAAGGUCAUACCCAUACCUGAUGAAAGCAUUGACACAGAACAUGAAAAAAAAAGGUCUUCCAGAAAUUCUGUGAAACCACAGAGUGAAGCAGUACUGACCAAAGCAACUGACCUGAAGCCUCCUGACAGUUUACCUCCACAUUCUGUGUCUGAAAGAAACAGCAGCAGCAAGCUCAACACUAGUACGCCAGCUGCUGCCACCACCCCAGCAGCAGUCCAGGCCCCAAAGACCACUUCCCAAAGCAAAGGACAUGCUCUCAAACAGAAAGUGGUCAAAGAGGAAAAGCCUGAGGAGUCUGACAGUGAUCAAGAGGGACCAAUAGCUACUCAAAUGCUCUCAUUUGUUAUGGAUGACCCAGACUUUGAAAGUGAGGAAUCUGACAGCCAGAGGAAGAAAAUGGAUGAAUUCCCUGUCCGGGAAGAUCUCUCUGAAAUAUCUGAUGAUGAUGCCUCGUUGGCAAAGCCACCCCAGCCUGUGAAAUCAACAGUCCACUCCUUUAAACUGAAAAAUGACUCAGAUCUCUUUGGUUUGGGUUUGGAAGAAACUGGUCCCAAGGAGAGCAGUGAAGAAGAUAAACAUGCUUCUAAGGAGAAAAAGAAGAAGAAAAAGAAAAGCAAAGAGGAAGAGGAAAAGUCUGUGAAAAAGAAAAGCAAACACAAGAAGAGCAAAGAGAAGGAGGAGAGCAAAGAGGAGAAAAAGAAAAAGAAGAAGAGAAGCAAGGAGAAAAACAAUGAGAUAGAUGAACUGGAGGCUUUUCUUGGAGGAGGAGCCAGCAUGAGCAAGCCACGAGGAGGUGGGGACUAUGAGGAGCUGUAGGCUGGCUACCUGUACAUGCAGCGGACUCUUCUGUUGUGGUUGUCUCCAUCUUUUCUUACAGGUCACACCAGGACAGAUGCAGAUGUGUAAAGCUUUUUGCCAUGUAUUCACUCAAAACAGAUCUGGCAGAACAAAAGCUUUACAUCUGUGUGUGCUGUUCUGGUGUGUUCGUUACACAAAGAAAAUGCAGCUGAGAUGUACUUGAGUAAGGGGAAGGUUUAGGGCAUGGUUCCCAGGCCCACUUCCAGGCUGUCAUUUUGUCUCCUUCCAGAGAUGCCCUGUUUGGUAGCUGGCAGGGUGUGGGGGUGAAAGGGACCUGCUUCCAGCUCCACCCCUGUUAUAUGCCACUCCUGCACACCUGAAGUUCCUGUCUUAUUAAGAGGAGUGCAACAAAACAUGCUGCAUGAAUGCAAUUGUGCUCGCCUGUCUCAAGUCUUUAACUUUUUAUUCUUCCUAUUUUUUAAUGAGAAAGGUGGUAUUGGCCAUUGCUCCACCCAGCAGUUGAUGCUUUAAAUCAAGCAGAUCAUGCUAUGAUACAGCUCUAUAAAACAGCAGCCACAGGACCAGAGAGAGAGCGUGUGUGUGAUUUUGGAGUCCUUUGAAAGGGACCUUUCUGCACAGCAGCUUAAUUAGCACUCACUGGUGUUGCUGUUGGAAUUCAUGAAGCCCCAUUGAUUUCCGUGGCCCCAGUGUCUCAGACACUACAUGUAAACUGCUAUGCAGUUUGGGAAAACAAUGCAAAGUGCAAAGCUAACUUGAAGAAGAGAGGGAAAAAACAGUGCUUUUCUGCAUUUCCCACCCUUGAAUUUGCAUACACUAGAAUCCCCUCCUUUUGGUACCUCUCAGGGACAUGACUCUCAUGGAAAUGAAGAUAUCCAGAGCUUCAGAACUGUCUACAGAGCAGCGUUAGCAUGGCAAGGCAUUUGCUUCUCAGGCAUUUUACAGUCAGGCUGUACAGCACCAACCGCCUCUCUACACUGAGAGGAACAACCACUGUAGCUCAGAUGACCUUUCCUGGUCCAAUUUGUCAAUAUCGCAGCUGUGUUUACUGGGCCAAGCCUCCCAACAGCCAGCGUGCUGCCCUUCCCUGCCCCAACUGGAGAGCCUCCUCCUAUCCCAUGAGUUUGGGAAGUCUUAAUUUUUGCUUUGAACUUGUGGAUUGGUGCCUCUUGAGCAGUGCAGGCUGCAGUUGGAUAGGCACUACAGGCCAGCUGUUCACACUUGCCUGUGUCUCAGUGAGUCACCACCAUGUUUGGUGGAGUUUGUUAGCUCUCCAUACCCACUUCUGUUUUGGUUCUGGGUCCCUUUUGCAGCUUGGACAGUGAAGCUCCCUCCAGGUUCUGUGCAUUCCAUUAGCCUGUUGCAUCCAGGUUAAUCUGAGGUCUGGUUUUGUUCUCCCUCCCCUUUCUGUUGUGAAUUGUUAGCCGUGGUAUCCAAGCUGGUAUUUGCUACUACAUCCCCACAAAGCAAGGUGUUCUUUUGAUCCAUUGUCCACUUCGGAGUUGUCUUGAACAGCAGGCAGUUAUCUGUUCUAUUUUUCUUUUUCUUCUCCCCAGCCCCCAAAAUGCACAUAUAACUGUUUCCCUAUAAAAUGAACUAAGUUUGCUGCAUGAGCAGUAUAUUGUUCAGGUCUGUUUUCCAUUAGCAUUCACUAUUUCUCUGAACAUUACUACAUUUUUUGUGACACUGUGGGGAAUUUGCAUGGGACAAUUCAAACUCUGCACGCCUGGAGAGGAAAAAGUUGACGCAACCAAAGUUUGUGGCCUCUCUUGUGAGAAGACAGGCAGGCGUUCAAGCUUCAGCUGGCUGUGUUCCUGAAAGCGCUUCUGUUCUGUAAAGAUUUUGGGUCAUGUUCCAUUUUGCAUCAAAAAAAAUCCAUUCUGACUAUAAAGCUCUGUUGUACAACUGCCUCUGUA
Anas platyrhynchos (mallard) is the source of this 4635-nucleotide messenger RNA. It is a transcript of the gene RABL6, whose product is annotated as RAB, member RAS oncogene family like 6. NCBI's taxonomy places the organism in Eukaryota, Metazoa, Chordata, Aves, Anseriformes, Anatidae. The record is from RefSeq and is a predicted model, not a curated record. Gene Ontology annotation, cellular component: nucleus; cytosol. Gene Ontology annotation, molecular function: GTP binding.